AUGAAUUAAUGGUUGGAAUAACAACACUAAUAAGCUCGCGGAGAGAAACAAUAGAUACCAUAGCUGGUGUAUUGGAUUGCGAAAUUGUGGAAGAAAAUACACGUCCUUUAAGACGCCAGAGUAGUAAUAAAAGGUCUAAGAGGGCAAGAGUUGUUUUAGAUGACGAGGAAAGUGACGAUUGGACACUAGAAAAGAGUGGUGAAGAGAAUGGUAAUGGUGAGUACGAGUAUCAAGAGAAGAAUGGAAUUGGAGUCGUUAAAGAAAUGAAAGAAAAUGAAGAGGAUGAAGAAAUGCAAGACGUUGAAUAUGAUGAUUCCGACUCCGGCUUUCAACCUUCCGAUAGUCAAGCCCCUGCUUCAUCAUCGACACUUGUAAAGGAAAUACGUUCAGUGUCUUCAUCAAUAGUAAAGAAUAAAUGGAGGCCGCUUGACCCUGCGUCGAAACGAUUUGUCAACAAGCUGUUACGAAAUUCUGUACCAGCUGUUUUGGCCCAUGUAAACGGAACCUCAUGGAGGACGAAACUGCAGACUGAAUUGGACAAGUUGAUUAUGCGAAUAAGUAAAUCUCUGGAUACCGUAACUGUUCCAAAGGCUACAAGCGAAACUAGUAGUCUCGAUUACAAGAAGUUAUCUUCUCAUCAUGUAUAUUUUUGUCUCAUUAUCGUGUUUACUGAAACGGACCAAAUAAAACAAAUGGAAAUGCAGUUGGAGAAGGAAAAGCAACUGUUGAAAGAAGAAUCGGAAUUCUUAAAGAGCUUGCAAAGUGCUAAGAAGUCGGUCGAUUCAAGAAAUCGGUCCUUGCAGAGAUCGAAGCUUCAUCCCCUAUUGAAGGAAGUGGAAGAUCCGGAUGAUCUUGUUGAUGUCGACAACGACUUAAUCAAACAAUAUCUUACUCAUGUGACUACAGACGUUCCAUUAACUUCACCAUCGUCGCCCGAUCCGUUAUCGAAUCUUAAACUCUCUCUCUCUUCUCAUCUACGUUCAGUGGAUGCUCACACCUCCAUCAUCGAUCCAGUCAUUGAUGGAGUCUAUGAAGCUGAAAGGCAAAUAUGGCGCCUCAUGAAUGAAUCUGGCUUGGGUGAAAAAGUUUUUGAUGUUCUUAGAGAUCGUUAA
This is a messenger RNA of Paraglomus occultum, 1112 nucleotides long. Lineage: Eukaryota; Fungi; Glomeromycota; Glomeromycetes; Paraglomerales; Paraglomeraceae. The record is from the annotation of a GenBank genome assembly.